AUAAGACGGGAUAUGAAGGGGUCCCGUCCUUAGUUUAUCUUAAAGUAUAGUCGUUUAGUCAUCGGCGGAAUCCUUUAAUUCCUUUAUUUUUCUUUCCUCGAUACCGAUUAUGUUUUUUCUGCAAUCUUCGUGCCAAGAAAGCUGCCGGUCUUUCAGCUAAAAGUACGAUACACGCACACAUACUUGCACAAGUGUCUUUUUAAUUAAUUAAUCAGAACGAGAAAGUGAAGAGUGUCGUGUCUCUCGAGAAGAAUACAACCAGAAUGAUCUUCGCGAGGGUAGCUUCCGUCCUGCUUCUGGGACUCUACUCGAACGUCUUACUAGUGUCCUGCGAGGAUCAGAACGUUACGGAAACCAACGUUACGGAAGCCAGUCUUACGGAACUCAAUGAGCCGGAUUUCGCCACUCCCGAGUACAUAUUACCAUGCAGUAGAAAAGACCCAAAGAUUGAAUCGUGUUUUCUUGGUACGCUCAACCAUAUUCAACCAUAUUUGGUGAAAGGUAUUCCAGAGUUAGAUUUACCUUCAAUCGAACCACUUGUGAUUCCCGAAUUAAAGAUAGAAAAUGGUCAAGGCCCGGUGCGCAUUAGAGCAUUCUUUACUAACAUUACUGCAAUAGGACCAGGAAACUAUAGCAUCAACAAAGUACGAGUGAAUAUAUCAUCAUAUAGGAUCGAUCUUUAUCUAUCAUUGCCUAAAAUUGAAGUUCAAGGAAACUAUGAUAUCAAUGGAAACGUACUCCUUUUCCCCAUACAAAGUCACGGCAAUUUUUGGGCAUUAUUCGGUAAUGUAGAGGCAAUCGCUCGUAUACAAGGUGUUGAAGAAGUGAGAGAGGGAAUUCGCUAUAUGCAGAUUUCUCGAUUGCUGGUCGAUUUCAAUCUCGCUCGAGUCAGAUUUCGCAUAAUGGAUCAUCUAAACGGUAACAACGUGAUCGGACAAGCAAUGAAUCAAUUUCUAAAUCAAAAUUCCAAAGAGAUAAUCGAAGAAAUGAGACCGGCGGCUAGUGCUAGUAUUGCUAAACAUUUUAAAGAAUUUUUAAAUAGCGCUUUCGGCAAACUACCCCUGAAAGUCUGGAUGCAUGAUACGUAAUAGUUUACGCUUUUCACAAUAGCGUACUAAAUUCACACACUAUAGACUUUAUAGAAAAAUUCAUGUAACAUUAAUUUCUUUAGAUUAACAAGGUCUAAAAGUACAAAUCAGAUUGCCAUCAUUUUAAUGUUCAGUAUUAACAUUUUUUUUCAAAUCGUUUUUGUGAUAGACCUCGUAUUUCGAAUUUACAAAAUGU
Messenger RNA from Camponotus floridanus (Florida carpenter ant), 1284 nucleotides. RefSeq names its product circadian clock-controlled protein-like. NCBI's taxonomy places the organism in Eukaryota, Metazoa, Arthropoda, Insecta, Hymenoptera, Formicidae. The record is from RefSeq and is a predicted model, not a curated record. The coding region runs from base 264 to 1088 and encodes 274 amino acids. The transcript is spliced from 5 exons.